This is a messenger RNA of Penicillium manginii, 693 nucleotides long. Its product is annotated as Mic19 family protein. The record is from RefSeq and is a predicted model, not a curated record. The transcript has 3 exons. The coding region runs from base 1 to 693 and encodes 230 amino acids. Lineage: Eukaryota; Fungi; Ascomycota; Eurotiomycetes; Eurotiales; Aspergillaceae.
AUGGGUGCUGGUAGUUCCAAGCCCGACGCUGCGGGCGGCUCGAAGCAUGUCUUCUCCAGCAACUCCCCUGUCCAAUUCUCCUCCAACCUAGUCGAGGCCCUCCAGUCCACCUCCGAGGAAAAAAAGCUCACCCUCGAAAUCAUCAAACAGACGGACUCCUCCCGCGCAAAGGCAAUUGAACUCGAGAUCCAAAACCGCGUCUCGCAAGAACUCCAGCGCCUCCGCGAACGCGAGCAGCAAACCCUCGCCGAGAUCGAAAAGCGCCUCGCCUCGUCAAAAGAAACCGGCUCCCUCCCCGUCUCAGCCGCCACCGCCCCUGCCGUCGCCCCCUCCAGCACCGGUUACCCCGUCGGCUCAUUGAACCUCGAUGCGCCUCGCAUUCCCUUCGCCGGCCGCGAAUACGAGACCCCGGCGCCCGUAGCCGCCCCCGUUGAGAACGUCCAGCAGCAGGAGCUGAACCGCGGUAUCUCGCGCGACUCUGUGAACGCUGAUAUCGAGGCGCUCCGCACUCGUCUCGAUGGCCGCAGGAAGCUGGCUGAUCUGGACGAGGGUGUUUCCAAGGCCCAGUCUGCUGUUAUUGGUUGUCUGCGAUUGAAUGAUCGCCGGCCGUUGGAUUGCUGGCAGGAGGUUGAUGCUUUUAAGAAGGAGGUUGCACGUAUGGAGGCUGCAUUUGUGGAUCGCAUCGUCGGUUAG